Molecule: messenger RNA, 944 nt
Organism: Bactrocera tryoni
Lineage: Eukaryota; Metazoa; Arthropoda; Insecta; Diptera; Tephritidae
Exons: 4
Coding region: 434-898 (154 amino acids)
Source: RefSeq, a predicted model, not a curated record
CAAAACCUGCGUGACCGAAACUCCCAAACAUUUACACAAUUUUUAACUUAUUACUAACACACCCUCACAAAUCAUUUAAUUGCGUAAAGAGUCUAUCCGCUGUGCCUUUUGAUUGUUUUAUAUUACAAGCUCUUCACACAACAUCUUUUCUAUAAAAACAAAACAAAAGAAGACAAACUGAUUUCGGACUUGCCACUGUUUAUGGAAAACGAUGCAUGUAAAAGUAUACAACAUGAUAACAUGAUUGUUUACAUUCGUUUAUUCGUUGCGAAAAUUCGAAUUCAAAGAAAAAGAAAUUCGGCACGCGUGUUAAAUUGUGAAAAAUUUGUAUUCUAACUAAAUUUGGUUAUAUUUUAUGAAAAAAGUGAUUAAAAACGUGAUUAUAAAAGUGGUCCAUAUAUAAUUUGAAAAGAUUAUUCACAAAAGUGAUGAAAUGGCGCAGCAAAAAACGGUUCGUGAAUGCAAGGUCCUCAUCCGCAAAAUUCAUCAAUCGGUAUGCCGAAUGACUGGUGAAGAUGUCGACAACGUUCAAACCGAAAUUGCUUCCACCCUACCAUUAAAUACGCUUGCUGCAGCUUUGGGAAUGGACGAAAAAUUGAAAUGCGACGAAUUUGCUGCUACAACGAAACAAUUCGUUUUGAGGAUAAAAGGUACUUCAGAUAGUGUACAUGAUGUGUUGCGAAGUCUGUACACUGAUGAACUUCUUUAUUUAUGUAACUGGGACGGUAGGGGUGGGAAGCAACCUCUCUCCAAAUUCCUGCUGGUUUCCAACAUUUUAUACGAUUCAUUCAUAACGUAUGGAUUGGCAAUGUUCGAAAAACAAGUUCGAAAAGCCAUUGAAAUGGGCCACCAUAGGCACAAACAAAGAAUUUAUAGGAAGAGGAAAACUGAGGAGUGAACCCUUUAAAUAUUUAAUAAAAAGUUAUAUGUAUUUCUGAUAUUAU